GCAGGCAAGAAGAAGAGCUCUGUCAAUCCGAGGUCCUUUUCACACAGCUAUUCCUUUUAGUCUCUGCAAGAACUACAUCAUCCAGAAAGGAGACACCAGAGGCCUAUUGACUGGUUGGCAUACAGAACAGGACAACCUACUGCAGGACGACAGACAGGCAUCAUGACACAGGGCAAGUUGUCACUUGCAAACAAGGCCUCCAACGGCUCCUCCAGUGGAGAUGUCUUAGUGACACCGUCUCCUCCGAGCUAUGAGGAAGCCACUGCGGGCACCAGUGCUCCUUGCUAUAAUGAUGUUGAGAUGCUCACAGAGUUCACCUGGGAUGAUCUCAACAUCAGGAGGGUCUUCAUUCGAAAGGUGUACGCCAUCUUGAUGAUCCAGCUGUUGGUGACUCUUGCUAUUGUGGCUCUUUUCACAUUCUGUGACCCUGUGAAGGACUACAUUCAGAGUAACCCUGGCUGGUACUGGGCCUCUUACGCUGUGUUCUUUGUCACAUAUCUGACCUUGUCUUGCUGCUCUGCACCAAGGAGACAAUUUCCAUGGAAUCUGAUUCUUCUCGGUAUCUUUACCCUCUCGCUCUCAUACAUGACAGGGAUGUUGUCCAGCUUCUAUAACACAAAGUCAGUGGUGAUGUGUCUGGGCAUCACAGUUGCAGUCUGUCUCCUGGUCACGGUCUUCAGCUUCCAAACUAAGUUUGACGUGACAUCAUACCAAGGCGUGCUCUUCGUCUUCUGCAUGGUUAUGUUCAUCUCUGGACUGGUGCUGGCACUCGUCCUCCCCUUUCAAUAUGUACCCUGGUUGGAUGCCAUCUAUGCUGUCUUGGGAGCCAUACUGUUUACCAUGUUUUUGGCAUUCGACACCCAGCUCCUCAUGGGGAACAAGCGCUACACCAUGAGUCCAGAAGAGUACGUCUUUGCCACUCUCAACAUCUACCUUGAUAUCAUUUACAUCUUCUCCUUCUUCCUCCAAAUCUUCGGAACAAAACAAGAGUAAACCACCACCCCAUCUUUAUUACCUAUACAGACAAGGGAUGAAAUGAUAAGUCUUUUUAAACAUUUUGGUGAUUGUGAUGACAGUGCUUCCAAUUGUAACAGCUUUUUUUUUUUUUUUGCCUGAUACUGAUAAGGUCAUAAAUACUCUUUGUACAGCUAUACAUGUACAUCGAUGUAUGCCAGUGUUCAUAUCCAAAAUGUCUACCACCUUUCCCUUCUCUCUAGCAUGUUGUGAACCCACAUCAUGGUGAGGUUAGUUUACUAGCUUAACCAGCAAGAAUCAAUCAGUGAUCUUCCUUUGAUAAAACAUACUGUGAGUGUCCAUCUGAAGCUGUAUGGGUGUCUUCAUGUCCAUGCCUGCCUAGAUAUCACAAACAAUAGAUGUCAGUGCUCUUUAAGAGGUAUGUGAUCUAUAAAACAUUAUGCAUGACUCUUAAACAGCCCUAACUAUGCCAGGUGUAGUUAUUCCAUCAUUGGGCUAUUGCUGUGGGUGUUGAUUUAACGACUGAAGGCACAAAUGUAAUGUUUUAAAGACUUUUACUGUGUUUUCAAGCAUAUCCAAUCUUUUCUGUGAAUACUGUGAAUGAAAUGAUACCCCUUCCCUGUUUCAUCAGGGGGUGGGGGUGUUUUUUUUGGCUUUUGAAUUACAAUCUGAAAAUGUUAUUGAUUAGAUUUUGGACAUUUCUACUCAUCUCUGACUUGAUUUGUUACUAAUAUUUCCCAUAUACUGUAUGGUCUAUGUGUUGGUUUUAACUCCAUGUCAUUUUGAUUAUUAUUAGUAUGUCAUUUGUCUAACACAUAUGUGUUUUAAUCUUUUCAUGAGAAACAUUUUGGUGGUUUGAAGUGAUAAUUAAAUGUAAACAUGACAGUGCCAUAUAUGCAUGGAUUUACCGUAACUUUUGAUAAGGCUUACAUUUGUGAAAAAGGACUGUAGUGCUAUAUAUUUCAUGACAUUUGAAGUUUAUUUUUUUAUGACAGAAUGAUAUAUUUAAGAAAGUGUGUGAUAUAAAACGGUGAGUUUGAAGCUUGAAAUGAAUUCAUACGUUGUCUAAAGUGGCCUUGAUAUUGAUGCAGUACCUUGUUUUUAGAACACCCUGCAUUUCACCUAAGCAUUGGUAUUAUAGUAUUGAUUUAUUAAAGGGUGAAUGUGUAUGAAUGGACUCACUGGGUCUCUCUGAUUUAAUAAAUAACAAUAUGCUUUAA
Centropristis striata (black sea bass) is the source of this 2195-nucleotide messenger RNA. RefSeq names its product protein lifeguard 2-like. Gene Ontology annotation, biological process: negative regulation of apoptotic signaling pathway. The record is from RefSeq and is a predicted model, not a curated record. Gene Ontology annotation, cellular component: endoplasmic reticulum; membrane; Golgi apparatus. NCBI's taxonomy places the organism in Eukaryota, Metazoa, Chordata, Actinopteri, Perciformes, Serranidae. Bases 163 to 993 code for a protein of 276 amino acids. The transcript has 12 exons.